Molecule: messenger RNA, 1533 nt
Organism: Acanthosepion pharaonis
Lineage: Eukaryota; Metazoa; Mollusca; Cephalopoda; Sepiida; Sepiidae
Source: the annotation of a GenBank genome assembly
AUGCGUCCAGUUGUGGCCAACUCCAGUCCAGUUGUGGCCAACUCCAGUCCAGAUGUGGCCAACUCCAGUCCAGUUGUGGCCAACUCCAGUCCAGUUGUGGCCAACUCCAGUCCAGUUGUGGCCAACUCCAGUCCAGAUGUGGCCAACUCCAGUCCAGUUGUGGCCAACUCCAGUCCAGUUGUGGCCAACUCCAGUCCAGAUGUGACCAUCUUUUUUUAUUAUCUGACUUCCUUUACUCCAUUUCUUACUGUAUUGCUUUCUUCUUUCUUUCUUUCUUUCUUUCUUUCUCUCUUUCUUUUUUCUUUCUCUCUUUCUUUUUUGUUUCUUUUCAGUUUUUCUUUCCAGUCAUUGUUUAUGUCAUGCUUUACUAUUUUCUUUCUUUCUUUCUUUCUUUCAUUCUUUCUUUCCUUCUUUCUUUCUUUCAUUAAUUCUUUCUUUCUUUCUUCGUGCUUUUUUCAUUAUUAUCUGUCCUUCUAUACUCCAUUUCUUACUGUUUUCCUUUUUCUUUUCUUUCUUUCUUUCUCUCUCUCUUUCAUUUAUUUCUUUCUUUCUUUUCAGUUUUUCUUUUCAAUUUUUCUUUAUGUCACGCCUAUUUUCUUUCUUUCAUUCAUUCAUUUUUUCUUUCUUUCAUUCAAUCAUUCUUUCUUUCUUUCAUUCAUUCAUUCUGUCUUUCUUUCAUCUUUCUUUCCUUCUUGCUUUCUUUCAUCUUUCUUUCUUUCUUUCUUUCUUCGUGCUUUUUUCUUUAUUAUCUGUCUUUCUUUACUCCAUUUCUUACUGUUUUUCUUUUCCUAUUUUUUCUUUCUGUCUGUCUGUCUGUCUGUCUUUCUUUCUUUCUGUCUUUCUUUCUUUCUUCGUACUUUUUUCAUUAUUAUCUGUCCUUCUAUACUCCAUUUCUUACUGUUUCCUUUUUCUUUUCUUUCUUUCUUUCUUUCUCUCUCUCUCUUUCUUUUAUUUCUUUCUUUCUUUUCAGUUUUUCUUUUCAGUCUUUCUUUAUGUCACGCCUUCUUUCUUUCUUUCAUCUUUCUUUCUUUCUUUCUUCGUGCUUUUUUCUUUAUUAUCUGUCUUUCUUUACUCCAUUUCUUACUGUUUUUCUUUUUCUUUAUUUCUUUCUUUCUUUCUUUCUUUCUUUCUUUCUUUCUUUCUUUCUUCGUGCUUCUUUCCUUUAUUUUCUUCAUUUCUUUUUCCUUUCUAUUUCUCUCUCUCUCUCUCUCUCUCUCUCUCUCUCUCUAUUUAUAUAUAUAUAUAUAUAUAUAUAUAUUUAUAUCUAUCUAUCUAUCUAUCUAUCUAUCUAAUUCUCUCUCACUCCACUAUCUAUCUAUCUAUCUAUCUAUCUAUCUAACUCUCUCUCACCCUACUCUCUCUCUCUCGCUAUAUCUAUCUAUCUAUCUAUCUAUCUAUCUAUCUAUCUCUACUCCACUUUCUCUCUCUCGCUAUCUACCUAAUUCUCUCUUAUCCCACUCUCUCUCUCUCUCUCGCUCCAUCCAUCUAUCUAUCUAUCUAUCUAUCUAUCUAUCUAUCUAUCUAUCUAUCUAA